CCAAAAGUAUUUUUUUCCCCAUUUUUUCCAAAUUCACAUUAUUACACCCGCAAAAUUACCUGCAUAGCUUUCAGAUUUUGCAUCCUCUCAUUCCUCAAUCAUCCAAAAAUAUGCAACUCCAGAAAUUCACACUCUCAAAUCACACUCUCUCGCCGCUCUAUUUCUCACAUUCUCCUCACGAACACUCAAUUAUUCCACCAUACUCAAAUUCUGUCUCCAGAGUUAAAUUAAACUCUGGGUUUUGCAAUUUAAACAAAAGGGUAUCCAAAUCACUGAUUCAUACGAAAAAACAUAGUAGUAAUUUAGCUACUGUCACUACUGCAGUGUUGUUAAAUGACGACUCUAAUGAAAAUAAAGAUGAUAGGUUUUAUAUAAGGAGGUGUGUCGAGCUUGCAAGAAAGGCAAUUGGGUGUACAAGUCCGAAUCCUAUGGUGGGUUGUGUCAUUGUUAAAGAUGGGAAGAUUGUUGGUGAAGGGUUUCACCCUAAAGCUGGUCAGCCUCAUGCUGAGGUAUUUGCUCUGAGAGAUGCUGGGGAUUUAGCUGAGAAUGCAACAGCUUAUGUGAGUUUGGAGCCAUGCAAUCACUAUGGGAGAACUCCACCGUGCACUGAAGCCCUCAUCAAAGCCAGAGUUAAGAAGGUGGUGGUGGGAAUGGUCGAUCCGAAUCCAAUAGUGGCUUCAAGAGGCUUAGAUAGAUUGCGAGAUGCAGGAAUUGAUGUAACCGUUGGUGUCGAAGAAGAUUUGUGUAAGAGACUCAAUGAGGCCUUCAUCCAUGUAAUGAUGACUGGAAAGCCCUUUGUUACUCUCAGAUACUCCCUCUCUGUAAACGGCCACCUCUUAAAUGAACUUGGUGAUGGAGUCACAGAACGCGGUGGAUACUACUCAAAAUUGUUACAGGAAUAUGAUGCAGUUAUAGUUCCCACCUCAACAGUUGGCAAAUUAUCGGUUCCUUUAUCACAAGAACCUGGUGCCAAUCAACCCCUUUGUGUCAUAACGGCCACAGCUUCUCAAAUUCAACUCCCUUCCUUGGCUGAAGCAGCUUCGAAAAUGAUAGUAUUUACUGACAAAGAGAUCAAUGUGGAACCUGAAAUAGCUCAGAAAGGAAUUGAAAUUGUAGUUUUGGAUCAGCUAAGUCUCAAUGAAAUUCUGGAACAUUGUAAGCGGCAAGGUUUAUGCAGUGUUUUGCUCGAUCUGAGAGGAAGUUUUGGUGAGCUUGAUGAGCUGCUCAAUGAUGCUGCUGAACAGAAUCUCUUGAAAAAAAUUAUGGUGGAAAUAUUGCCAGUGUGGGAUGAAAGUAGCAGCCAGAGUUCUCUUUUGGCUUUGAAGAGUAUUAGGAAAAGACUAAAAGUGAAGAAUCUAGAGCCGAGAGUUGCAGGUCAGAGCAUUAUACUGGAGGGUUAUCUUUAGUGCAAAUUUUCAGAAUUUGAGCAGCACCUAAUAUCAUUUUUCUACUUUAUCCGGCAUUCUUGUCAUGUAUGAGCUUCAGGAUCAGAAUUUUUCUCUUAAAUAAUGGUACGUUUGACCUUAUUGUUAUACUUAUCUAUUACAAAUU
This is a messenger RNA of Mercurialis annua (annual mercury), 1551 nucleotides long. Its product is annotated as riboflavin biosynthesis protein PYRD, chloroplastic. The record is from RefSeq and is a predicted model, not a curated record. The transcript is spliced from 3 exons. The coding region runs from base 111 to 1406 and encodes 431 amino acids. Lineage: Eukaryota; Viridiplantae; Streptophyta; Magnoliopsida; Malpighiales; Euphorbiaceae. Gene Ontology annotation, molecular function: diaminohydroxyphosphoribosylaminopyrimidine deaminase activity; zinc ion binding. Gene Ontology annotation, biological process: riboflavin biosynthetic process.